GACACAUAGCGUGAGGUUGCAUCAGCGCCCAGUAGGAUCAUGGAGGACGACGACAACCGGUCGGCGGAUUCUAGGGAGGAUCUGGACGAUGUUCAAUUUGACGUUGCGUGGGAUGACAUUCUCAUGGACAAUAGUCCCAGCAUCAGUCCAUCGAGCCAGAGUACCAGCAGCUCCCCCAAAGAUACUAGGAGUGCCACCACUGGCAAGUCCAAACGAAUGGGAGCAAGGGUCGACUACUUUCUAGGGCCGACAAAAGCCGACGACGUGGCAUCCGCAAGCCCAACCAAAGCCAAGAGUUCGACACAGGAAGCAUCAUGGAGCCAGAACGGGCCACCUUUCGAUCCAAUUCCGACACAAAGUACGCCGCCAGCGACAGCACCAUUUCAAUCAACCAAUCCUUGGGACGAAGUAUCUUUACAUGCCCUAGCUGGACAACGCACCUCGCUGCAUGAUGACCACAUUUCGUUGCCAAGUACUCAACACCUUGCACGUAUGGUUCCAACCAAGUCGAGCGAGAUUGACAACCUCGUUGCAACUUUCAGCAUGUCAUCGUCGAUUGACUCUGACUUGCAGCCGCCCAAAAAAUUGUCGGGUCAAUGGGAGUGCGAGGAUGAUGUUUCGGUGGUUGUCCAGGGUGAUCGUGCACUACCUCCAUCGUUUCCACAAGUAAAAAUGCCCUCGGACAUAUUGAAGCCCCCACUUGCCUCGUCAGCAAUCGUCGUGCCCUUGAACUCCCCGACUACUCAUCCAAGUAGAAGGGCCACCGACGCAACGUCCUCUGCCUCGAUGUCGUCGCGCAAUCCCCCAUCGCUGCCGCGAAUACAAGGCGAGGCCAACGACAAUUCUGAAGGCCCCGUAGUGAAACGAGUCAAAUCCUCCAGCAGCCUUCCCCGUGUCGUGGAUCUCUUGGACACACCUCAAACCCCAUCGAACACUUUACCCCGGGUCACCGUUGCCACCCACGUAGACGACGAGACCACGUGGAAGCAACUUAUGCAAGACGACGCCGCCAUGGCAUCUGUUAAACAAGCCCUCCGAGACGAGAGUUCAAGUUCCGUACCUCUUUCCAAUGCCCCCCGCGCAAAACGCAAGUCGUUCAACAGUGCUGCCGCUACCACCACCCCUCGAUCGCUUCCACCAGAUAAUACAACCCACGCCAACACUCACCCCGCCCCCAUGAAAAUCAGCUUGGAAGAAUCCAAACGCCAAGACCUGUGGCAGACCCUACGGCGGGGCUCGUUGGCCAUGGCCCCGAUCAAGCGCACUUUCCUCCCGCCAGCUCCAGUCGUCGCAGUCCCUUCAGAAACCUGCGUGUCCCCGUCGAAAUCUCAAACAACCUUGCCGGAUGACCCCCCCACCACUACCAUUCUGGCCACUUUGGACCAGAAAUUAGCAGCGUUUGAGUCGUAUUUAGGAGAAACCCAAGCCCUUCGAGAGAACUUGGAUGAGGCCCGAGCGACGAUUUCAGACCAUGUCAGUCGCAUCGACGAUCUGACACGGCUGAACCAAGUGCACGAACAAACAAUUCAAUCGCUCCAAAUGCAAUUACAACAAUCCACGCAACGGCAGACCCGCGACUCGGAAACCAACGCGACCACCAUAAGUGCUCGGGUGUUGGCUUGGGAAUCUUUUUCGGUGCAACAACAACGUCGCCGUCGUCGACAAAUGCUGUUGGUCAUGACGUGGCACGCCUGGCGAGGGGUAUGCCGCCUUGAAAAAGCUCGACGACUCGCGGCUGCUACAGUCGUAGCACGACUGCUUGAGCGACGCGCAGCUACACAUCAAGCAUUGCGACGGGCACUACAGCAGCUUCAGCAAAUCGGGGCUAUCCAAGCGGGAUCGCAUGAAGCGUUACAAGCCAAGCGAAUGGUCGGAGAAUACCGUCGGCAUACUCGAGAGACCGCGGUGCAAUGUGCGAUGCUGUUGGUGACGAAUAGCGUUCGCAACCACUUGUCGCGUGCGCGGCAGAGCGCGUUUUGCAAGUGGAAACGUAUCGACCAGACGUUAAAGGGUCAACAAGACUCGUUUAGACAAGGGGCUUUGAAACUCAAAGCGUGGCUUUCGAUGCAUUGGAUAGCUGCGACGCGGCUAGCGCUGCAGCGGUGGGCGCACCACCACCACACGUUUGGGUGGCAGGCUGCGGUGGACACGGCGGCUGCGCACGCGGUCGAGUAUAAGCAAGCCAAAGAGUGUGUGUUCGACUUGACCUGCACCGCGAAUCAGCUGCGAGAAGCCAACGCAGCGCUAGCCAGUCAGUUGACCUCCCAGCAAGACAAAACGACGUCGUUGCGGGGCGAGCUUCAGUUGACAAAGCACGGGUUUGUGGCCACGGUGGUCCGACGGAUGGAACGCGAGGGCGCUCGGGUUUGGUUUCAGGCGUGGCAUGACCACACCCUGGUACAACAAUCAACUAGAGUCCUGCAAACGACUGUAGCCGGGCUACAAACCCAGCUGGACGAGCGUGAUCGGUUCACCAAGUCGUUGGACGCGUACAACCAAGUGCUCCAAGGCGACUUGGAGAGAUUUCAAUUUGUGCACCAAGACACACGACUGGCCGUGGACGUAUUGACCAAGAAAUUGCUCAGAGAAGAAUCCAAACACCAGGCCGUGGUGGACGAACUUGCGGCUGUGUCGGCGCAACUUCAGUCGCUGUGUACGAUCGAAUGGGAUGACCAGUAUUAUCAUGAUCACGACGACGACGACAAUGCCAACGACAUGAUGUCCCAACCCCAGCUAUGUCCUGUUCAACUGCUUCAAGCUAGCAAAGAUUUAGUCGUGGAGCGACUGAUUCAAGUGUUUGGCAUCCAUGCUGACCAGGUAACACACAUGGCGAAUGCUUCUGCUACUGGGAGGGGCGUGUACUUAAUGUCUUGGGACAAUUGCUACGAGCUUGUACAGUCGACGCUAUGUCGCCGCCAUCAUGUUCCCCCUGACGGUUCCAACCAAGCGCAGCCCCCGUCGAUGUCUUUGGCAGAAGACAUGGAGAUGUUGGCGCAGCUCGACUCAUUCUUCCCUCCACCUCCCAUCACGUUGCGCGCGUUUGUCAUGGCGCUGUCUGCUUUCUUGACGCACAUGCAAGCGCACACGACGGACGACAGCGUGCGUCGGCGGCUCGCGGGGUUUUGGCGGGCGCUUAUCGAUGCAUCGGACGAGAAUGACGAUGAAGGAGGGGGAAGUCGGCCGUCGACGCCGUCCACCACAGCUGCGUGGACUCGCAAACACAACAAACUUAGCGAUGACAUCAUUCAAAACCAAGAAAAACUCUUGGCUGUGCUCGAGCACGAAACCGCCGUCGUCGAGCGGGCGGUGCUGGAUAAAGCGUCACUGAAACACACGUAUCCGACCGAUGACGACGGUGAACCGCAUGAACCCCUCCCUGUGAUUCCAUCGACACCCCCGCCAACAGCAUCGCGCAAAGAUUCGUCGCCUACGUCUCCCUGUGACCCUGAUGGGUGGCUAGCCCUGCCCCAAGUGCGAGACCUUGUCUUGGCCUACCAAGUCCCGUUGCUGCAACUGUAUGUGAAAUACGCCACCCCCCACAGCUAUGCCAUGGCUACGUCCACACCGCAAAGUCCAUUUGACCGGCAGAUCGACCUCGCCGUCCACACGUUAGCCCCUCGAGACAUCGCCAUGUCCCUCCAAGGGGCGCUAAAACUCUUUGAGGACCUCAAAUUGUUCCCGGUCGUCUUUCCCCCAGAUACAGUUGCUACCUAUUAUACGGCCAUGGCUACCCCCCACUCACCUUCUCCGUCCCCCCCGCCUACAUCGUCGCAGCCCCCCAUGAUGUUGACCUGCCCCGGCUUCAUCAAACUGUUUGGUGCGUGCAUUCUAACGACUUAUGCUGGUCGCCCGACAUCCAUGUCCAUCCGAGAGCGCCUCCACACAUUUUUCUACGAAUUGCACUGGACAGCGACCACCACACGACACCCGAAACCGUGCUACGUCGGUCAAGAGAUUGAGAGCAUUCUGUGGCCAUUAUUCGAAUACUACAGUGGUAGCGGGGGCCACAACGGGCCAGUCCCAAGUUCUGCUACGAGUGUAUCGUCUGCGGUGCCUACUACCUCGGAUGCCAGGUUGGCCAUGACAGCAGCCAAGUUUUGUCGAUUCAUGGCUGACAUUGCUGGCGCCGACGGAAGCCGGUCCGAUGCGGAGCUGAUGUUUCGAAAAGCUGUCCGAGUUAGUCGCGGCACUGCAUUGGCGUCGCAGAUGGCAUUUGACGAGUUUUACAUGGGCAUCUACUACAUGCACCAGCUGAGAGACACAACCAAACGGUACGACAGCCCCGGGGACGCCCUCCGCGAGUGGAUGCAGUUGAUCUAACGAUAAUUAUUACUAGUAUGAAUGGUG
Messenger RNA from Aphanomyces astaci, 4347 nucleotides. RefSeq lists its product as hypothetical. Lineage: Eukaryota; Oomycota; Saprolegniomycetes; Saprolegniales; Verrucalvaceae. Bases 40 to 4320 code for a protein of 1426 amino acids. The transcript has a single exon. The record is from RefSeq and is a predicted model, not a curated record.